Messenger RNA from Talpa occidentalis (Iberian mole), 3902 nucleotides. It is a transcript of the gene CYREN, whose product is annotated as cell cycle regulator of NHEJ. The coding region runs from base 527 to 1006 and encodes 159 amino acids. Gene Ontology annotation, cellular component: nucleus; cytoplasm. Gene Ontology annotation, biological process: negative regulation of double-strand break repair via nonhomologous end joining; double-strand break repair via nonhomologous end joining. The transcript is spliced from 4 exons. The record is from RefSeq and is a predicted model, not a curated record. NCBI's taxonomy places the organism in Eukaryota, Metazoa, Chordata, Mammalia, Eulipotyphla, Talpidae.
UCGUGGGUGGGCAGCAGCCGGGCUGGAUGAGCAGCCAAUGAGCUCGUCUGAUUAGAGGGGAAUCUUACCUCGUUACCUUUUCCGGCAAACCUCUGCUCCCGGGAGAUCCUGGGGGGCCACUCCUGAGCUGCUUUCAGGGUGACUGCCGGGUGGGGGGCCGAGCCAGGCACCCUAAGUCACUGGCUGGGCCUGGGCUUUAGGACGGGGGACUGAGUGGUGCCAAGUGGGGUUGGGAGGAGUGAGGUCAAGAGGAGGGGCUCGCCCUGGGCCAGAGUGGGGGGAGGCCAGAGUCCAGGCCCAGGUACCACUGGCUAAAAUCUGACCAGUCGGAAGCAUCUUUGGAUGAAAGGAGGUGUUGGCCCUUCACUGUGACUCAGAAGGCUCCAGAGUCUUCGUAAGCCCUCCACGUCUGAGGAAAGGAGAGGAGUUAACACUGGACUCCAUUUAAGAUGACAGACUUCCAAUUCCUGGUGUGAGGAGAGUAGGCGUUGCUGUCCUGAAAAACUCUUCCUGAGAGACGAGAGAGAUGGAAAGCUUAAAAUCCAAUACCAAGAAGAGGGUCCUUCCCUCAUGGAUGACCACCCAGGUGACCCAGAAGAGCAAAGGGUGGGCGACAACCCCCAAGAGGAGCAGAACCACAGCAGCUGCAGCAAAGGGUGACAUCAGACUUCCUGCUGCGAAGACUGUGUACUGCAUGAACGAGGCUGAGCUAGUAGACGUUGCUCUGGGGAUCCUGAUUGAGGGUCGAAAACAGGAAAAGCUCUUGGAGCAGCCGUUUCUGGCAGGUGCUGAUAGGCCGGAGCUGUCCCCCACCGGCUCAGGGUCACCGUCAGCAUCCUCAUCAGGGAGUUCUGGGGGAAGUGAGGACGAGGACAAUGGAGAGGACGCCCUUCCCCCAGGCGGCAGCCCUUCUCAGGGGCCUGGAGGGUCUGCCUCUGCCUGCCCCAGCAGCCCCGGGGAAGAUGAGGAUGUGCUAAAAUACGUCAGGGAGAUCUUUUUCAGCUAAGGGACAAGCUUCCAGGACUUUCUGCCAAGAGCAGCUGAAGAGAGACGGGCUUCCCUUCCCUGCCUGCGGACUGCACCCAGGAUGGGGGGUUCUGGUGGGCGACUGUGUGGAAGUGAGCAAUCAAAACAAGUUCCCAUUUGAAUUUUUCUCCACCCAGUGCCCUUUCCCAGGUCAAGGGGACUGUUUUAUUCAGUAAGAGCUUCUAUCAAGAGGCAGUCUCCAGCCCUCACACCCCCCCCCCCAAGCCUUGGGGGCAGCGUUCUGGGGCUCAACCCUCAGGGCACAGGUGGGAACCGGGCCUUCCCCUCCUGCUGCUACCUCCUUCUCCGGAUGGCCUUGGCCUUGGCCCUCAGGCCGCUGUAAAGCCAGAGUGAGGCAGGAGCCCAAAGGUGCAGCUAAGGACGCAAGAUCAUGCCGGAGUCCCAAUCGCUACUCUGCUUUCUGUGCGGCGUCUGGCAAGCAUAGGGUGAGGCCAUCAUCUGCUUUACAGGUUUUUCAAUAUACGGGGCUUAAACACCCGAGUCCCCAAGCCGUGUCCGCGUCCUUCCUUCUGCUGGCCUGUGAAGGGGAGGGGCGCCGUAUCUGUGUGUGUCUGAGCCAUUCAGUCCUGUUCACCUUCCUCUCUUGCCCGAGAAUUUGGCAAAUUCUGCCCCCGACUCCUGGGCCCUACCCUGGGGGUUAUGCCCCAGUGGCUCCCUUGGUCUGUGUGGCUUCUGGGCCAGGAACCUUUUCAGGGGGACCUUCAAAGCCACCCAGAUGUCCCUUCCAAGCCCUGUGCUCUGUCUUGGGUGUAUCACUUCUGGCCUCAGUACUGCCCACCCAACAGAGAGGCGGGAGCUGCCUACCCGGGGCCCUGAGGGACACUGAGGUCUCAAUAUUCUCCGUUGGUCUCCCUAAACCACCUAUAAAUGAAGGACUCUGGCCCAGUGAUAGGAAUCCUUAUCUCCCCACCAUCCUGAGGAUAAACAAUGGCUUGCUCAGCUCAGUCAAUUAAAUCGAAGACCUGUGACUGAGUUUUGUGGUUUUAGGGGUCCCUGGGAAACCACAAAAGUUCUGACAGACAGCUCUAUACUAAGAAGCCGCAGGUGCCUGCCACAUGGCCUCCCUGGCACUGGUGCCCCACCCUGUGCAUGCGGGUCCCCUCGCUAAAGCUCGAGGUCAGCGUCAGCUAUGAAAUGUGGCUGGGAAGACAGACCAGCCAGGGACUCUGAUGCCACCCUGAGCACAGUUCAGACUCUACCCUUGCGGUCGGGGAAGGCUGUGGGUAGCACUAAUCGCUCUCAAGCUUGUUCUCCACCCUCGCCCUCUGAGGGAAGGCCAUUGUGGCUACAAGCAAGACGACGAGUAAGGCCUGGGCGAGGCCUAGCGCUAUAAAGCCAGGACCCAAGAGGGAGAGCUGGAUCCACCUCCAUGUACAGAUGAAGAAGAGGCCCAGGCCGCUGGCCAGCAGCACAGAGGAUGUGGCCAGGAAGCCUACGCCCAGCUGCCACUCCCCCUUGCUACGUUUGCACUGGGCCAGGAGGAGAGGCAGGGGUGCAAAGAGGGCGAGGACCAGGGCUCCAUACACGCCAAGCCUGGCCAAGGCCAGGCCAGCCUGGGGCAACUGCAGUGCCUCCAGCUCCUGGAACCGGUAACACUGGAGGGAGCUGGUGACCUCGUUCCACAGGCAGAAGUUGUAGAAGCCGAUUCUCAUGUCUGGCAAGUCAAUGAGGUUGCCGGCCUUCCAGAGGAGAGCGUAGAACAGCAGGGAGAUGACCGUGAUCAUGAGGGCCAGGAUGCCCAGGAACAGCAGGUGGCGGCACCACCGCAGCCAUGGGGUGACCAUUUUCUCCUGUGCUUUGCGGGCCUGUCCUCCGUGAACCUGAAGGGAAGCCACACCAUGAGUAUCCACCUUGCCCAGUUUCUUCACAAACUCAUGACCUCCUUUCUGGAAUUCCAGGAGAACCCCUCUCCUCCACCAUCCCCAGGCACAGAGCUCAGGAGGCCCACAGCCAGGACACCUUGAUAAGCCGGCAGCUGAGUUAGGCGGGAAGGCUCUCCCGUGCAGCUCUGCGGGCCUGACCACCUUGCUGGGUGCCCUUGGGCCAAAGGCUUUGCUGCAACGCAACACCAUAACCAUUAGAAACAACUGGGGGUGGGGUUCUCGGCUCUCCACGGAGGGUGUAUUGGACAGUGAGGGAGAAGGGGGGCUGUUAUUGGGGACCUGAGGGAGGAUGGGGCGCUGGCAGGCUGGUGGACCCCAGCUCUCUGGGCAGCUGUCACUAGGCCACCUGAGGAGCUGUGGGGAGAAUCCUCCCGGGGCUGCAGACCCGACAGACCCCAGCCCCUGAGUUUGGGCCACGCCUACCCCCUCACCACCCUGCUGGGGAGUCCCGUGGGCUCAGGUUGUCACCCUGGGGUGAAAUCACAUCACAAGGACUCAUGCCUUUUAAAACGUCUACACUUCCCCCCCUGACAACAGUGAUUUGUUAACUAUAGAAAUACCAGAAGCUUUUUAUAAGGGGAAAAACAUGUCCAACAGCCUUUUAUCCCACCACCUACAUAGAACUGCUGUUCAUCUCCCACCAUUAGCCUCUCCCUAGGUGCGGAUGUGUUUUUCAAUAAUCAGACCAUAGAACAGAAGCCUUUUCUCAGUGAAUAUUGUGAACAUUUUGCAAAGCUGUUCAAUAUUCUUCCAGAGCAGGGUGAAUGACUGCACGUCACAGGCCUGCAUCACCCUGGUGUUGGCAAAUCCAGGGAGAGGACUGUAUGGCAAUGCCUUGCAAUCUGAUUUUUCCUGAAGCUAAGUACCUAAACGUGCGAUCAUCAGAUCAAAGGCAGAACUGCAUAUUGCCAAACAUCUACAGAAAAUCUGUUAACAGUAGUCCCUCAAGUAGUAUAGAGUAUUUAUCUUCCU